AAGGUCUUCAGGUGCCAGCUGCCGAGAAUUAAUGCAUUUUAUACUGCUGAAGAACCUAAGGGAUGCAUGGGAUCACAAUGUUCAGCAUACCAUGCUCGGCUUUGUGAUUGGUGUGGUACAUGGAAAGGUGAAAUUUUGUGCAGCCACUGUAGCGAAGCAAGCUACUGUUCUAGUAAGCAUCAGGAAUUGCAUUGGAAUGCUAGUCACAAGAACGAUUGCUCUCAGAUACCAGGUUGCAGGGAAAGGUUGUUUGAACUACCAGUCGAAGGGAAAGCAUUUCCUGGCCAUGCAUGGCCUGAAUAUGUGGUGGAUCAGGAACCUGAGUCAUCAUGUCCGACUUGUUAUGUCAAGGAUAAUUCAGAACUGAUGGUGGUAGAAGGAGAAGUCGAACCAGAUGCCAUGAUGCAGUUAUUCAUGGAUCAGUUUGAGGAUGAUGAGGACAAUACACGCUGGGCAUCUUUCAUAGACCGUCUUUCAAGACAGCCUCAAGUCUUGAGGUAUUGUGCGAAAGAAGAUUCGGAACCUCUUUGGGCGGUAUCAACCGGGUCUCUGACAUUUGAUGAUAUCCCUUUGUGCAUAUAUUGUAAUGGGCAACUUCGCUAUGAAUUUCAGCUAAUGGCUCAACUGCUCCAUUACUUCCGUGUUGAAAAUGAACGAGAUCCUGUUGAUUGGGCAACAAUAGUUGUGUACACAUGUCGAGAGUCAUGUGAUGAAAGUGUUAGCUACAAGGAAGAAUUUGUACGAGUUCAGUUUUCUCCGCCUACAAGAAGAACAUGCCGCAGUAUUCCUUAGCCAGCAGGUCCUUAGUGCUUAAUUUCAUGAAGAGAUGAAUCUUGGAAGGAUGUUCAGAAUAAAAGGCAGUGAAACUUUUGUAACUGUCAUAUACCUGGAUUUUAUACUUAUCUGAAACCUCUAUUUUGUUGCCUGAUGUGGACGAUUAUCUGCAUGACUGCACAGCCAUAUAA
Molecule: messenger RNA, 965 nt
Organism: Hordeum vulgare subsp. vulgare (domesticated barley)
Lineage: Eukaryota; Viridiplantae; Streptophyta; Magnoliopsida; Poales; Poaceae
Product: programmed cell death protein 2-like
Exons: 8
Coding region: 67-792 (241 amino acids)
Cellular component (GO): cytoplasm
Source: RefSeq, a predicted model, not a curated record